This is a messenger RNA of Pediculus humanus corporis (human body louse), 312 nucleotides long. RefSeq lists its product as uncharacterized. Gene Ontology annotation, molecular function: GTPase activity; GTP binding. The coding region runs from base 1 to 312 and encodes 103 amino acids. Lineage: Eukaryota; Metazoa; Arthropoda; Insecta; Psocodea; Pediculidae. The record is from RefSeq and is a predicted model, not a curated record. The transcript is spliced from 2 exons.
AUGAUUGCGGAUGACAGCAUGUCCGAUGAUGUUUUUGAAAUGGAUGAAGCAGGUGGUAAUUCAUAUUCUGGAAAAGGAUUAAAUGUUUUGGCCAACACAACUCAUAGAACUCCAUCUCCUACCGGUUAUAAAGAUUAUCAACCUCCAAAAGAACUUUUCGAAACUAAAACUCAUACCGAAGAAAUCGCACACAAAACGAUUUUAUUAGGUGAUAGCGGUGUUGGAAAAACUUCUUUACUCGUGCAAUUCGAUACUGGAAAAUUUAAGGGAGGAAAUUUUGCUGCCACUGUGGGAAUAGGAUUUAUGGUAUGA